This is a messenger RNA of Mobula hypostoma (lesser devil ray), 4479 nucleotides long. RefSeq names its product galectin-4-like. The record is from RefSeq and is a predicted model, not a curated record. The coding region runs from base 16 to 1149 and encodes 377 amino acids. Lineage: Eukaryota; Metazoa; Chordata; Chondrichthyes; Myliobatiformes; Myliobatidae. The transcript is spliced from 11 exons. Gene Ontology annotation, molecular function: carbohydrate binding.
CGAGGAAUUCUGCAAAUGCUGGAAAUUCAAGCAACACACAUCAAAGUUGCUGGUGAACGCAGCAGGCCAGGCAGCAUCUCUAAAGGGGAACUGUCAGACCCGUACUUGAACACGUUCAUAACAGAAAAUGCAAAGAUUAUCCCCUUCACAGGAAGUAUAUUUGGUGGACUUCAAGAUGGGAAGCUGGUUGUAAUUCAAGGACAGGUGCCAGGACAUGCAAAGAGGUUUGCUGUGGAUUUCAUGUGUGGCUCCUGCGAGAAGCCGAGAUCUGACGUUGCCUUUCACUUCAACAUUCGCUACGAUGAAUCUGCUGUGGUCUGCAAUACGCUGGAGUGUGAACGCUGGGGAUCCGAAGAGAGGAAACAGCAGAUUCCCAUCAAUGCUGGGACAUACUUUGAGCUGAUCUUUAAAACACAGUACUAUGGUUUCCAGGUUUCUGUGAAUGGGCAACACUUCCUGCAAUACAACCACAGGCUGCCCCUGACCAGAGUGGACACUCUGAAGAUUUCGGGAGAUGUUCAUGUGAACACCAUCACUUUUAUGAACCCAAAUGUCACUCCAGCGUAUCCUCCUCCUGCUUAUACCCCAUGUCAGUCUUUUACCGUCCAAUCUCCAGUCUGUGCCAGUCCUGCCUUCACUGUCCCUGGCCUAUAUGGCAAAAAUCCUGCCUUCAAUGUAGUGCCUAAAAAAAGAAAUAAGAACAAGCAAUUUCACUUGGGCAAAUCUCCCCCAGUGACUGUGUCUAAUCCGGUCGUUCCGUACCAGGCCUACAUCGGAAGCAUCCGGCCUCAUCAACUGAUAAAGGUUAUUGGGACUGUGAAGGUGAACUCUCACAGGUUUACUGUGAAUCUGAUAGCGAGUUAUUCCAACAACAUUGCCCUCCACAUCAACCAACGAUUUGAUGAGAACGCGGUAGUGCGAAACACCAGGACCAACAUGAACUGGGGAGUUGAGGAGAGAGGCGUACCGUUCCUCCCCUUUGUACCUGGCCAGACAUUUGAGCUUCAGAUCCACGUUGAACCAACCAGCUACAAAGUCCUGGUGAAUGGAAGGCACCUGUUUAACUACAACCACAGGUUACAGCCCCUGAACCAGAUCAAUACACUGGAAGUCUCCGGUGAUGUCACCCUUUCUCUUGUACAGUACUAAUGCAUUGAAGCAACUAAUAUGCUUUAUCUCGAAAACAAUCAGAGCAGCAGAGUGUUCCCACAUUUAGACCAUUAGAUACAGGAUCAGAACUAGGCCACUCGGCCUAUACAUCUGCUUCACUAUUCCAGCAUGGCUGAUUUAUUAUUCCUGCCUUCUCCCUGUAACCUUUGAUGCCCUUACUAAUCAAGAACUUAUCAGACUCCACUUCAAAUGUACCCAAAGACUUGGUCCAUUGGGACCAAAAGGGAAACAUGCCUGUAUUGGGAAGGAAUGAAAUAUGAAAAUCUGGGACCUGUGCCUUGAAAUAAUGACUAGUUAAGCAGCUGAAGAACCACAGACAGUUUUGGUCACCUUACAGGAAAUACAUGAAUUCAAGCAUGACAUGGCCUCCGCAGCUGUCUGUGGCAAUGAAGUUUUUACUCCCUACUUCUCUUAGCAUACACCCUAUGCACGGUCAUCUAUUACACAAAAGGAGGCCAUCUUAUUAAGUACAGUGAAGGUCAAUCUCUCAUUUACAUGAAUCCAUCAACUAAUGACAUUGAUCCCCAUUACCAUGGUUUUGGCUGGUGUUUACAGUGUACUAGUGUAGUUUGGUAGGUAGGGAAAUAGGAUGAAACUACCCACACAUAAAUCCUGUGAUAAGACAAAGAUUUGAUACCCAUUUUGACGUGUGUCCCUUAGGGGUGGCCAUUCUGAAUUUCCCUCAUUCCUUGAUUACUGGUAUGAAGGGACACUUGCUGUAAAGUUGGACCACUUUGGCCAACCUGCCAGAUUUGAGGAAAACAACAUUUAAAGGUGCCAGCCAUCCAUUCUAUAGUACAAACUACAUUAAUGUUUUCUGAAUGCAAAUUUAGUGAAGAUGAUAUUUGACAGAUUAUUCUCAUCUAGGAAAAGAGAUGACUCAUGAUCUUCCAUCUAAGGAUUAUCCAACCCAAAGUAUUUUGGAGAAAAGAGAAGGCCAUGAAUUUUCUCAUUCUAACCCAGUGACGAUAAAUAGUAGAUUAACGUAACAAAGAUGGUGCUCCUGAUCCCCGGGUUUUGUCUGGUUCUUGGGACAAGUUAGUCAAAUAGUUUUAGCCCUUUCUGCCUUCUCUAUCUCCCCAAGACACAUUCCACCAACUUUUUACUCCAUUUCAUGGGAGCAAGGACUUUUAUGGGAAGACCAAACUUGCAGUUUGCACUCCUUCCAAGGUCCAAUCAUGACAAACACACUUAAGGGUGACUGUUCGUAACCAGAUACACAAAUGCAAAUCCACGUUCCCUUCCCCUCACUUCUUUGUAGUUAGCUCUAUCCCCUUUAGUCUUUCACCCCAGAUGAAGGGUCUUCACAUGGACAUUUCCCUCCAUCGAUGUUGCCUGACCUGCUGUCUAAUACACUAUAUUUCAUUGAGAUUGCUAUGUGGUCAAUGUAGUUUGCUUAUUGUUGCAUUGUUCUUGUUAGCCGUUCUGAGGGCCCUUGCCGCACUCACAGCCCUCGCCGUCACUCCCCUGUGGACUCUUCUGGCAGCAGUUCCACUGGCCACUCCUUUCCACCUCCCUGAUGCAGAAUCUUAGGGACUGUAGGUGUAUCUGGAACUAGUACUGUACAAUAGCACGGCUACAAUCCUCAGUGUUAAGACAGCACAAGGCCUACACCUACCAGUGUAGUGCCUAUUUUACAGUGACAGGACUAGAACAGGGUCCUGAGCUGGAUAUGGACCUGAAUUCAGUCUCAAAAGGUCAGGAAUCUCUGGUAUUUGGAACUCAUGGUCCUGAGGUCAAUCAGGUUCCUCUUCCAGCUCCUGGUAGAGAAUGGGAAGGAUUCCAUUCCUGAUUCACAGCCCCUGAAGUUUUCAUAGAAACAUAGAAAAUAGGUGCAGGAGUAGGCCAUUCGGCCCUUCGAGCCUGCACCGCCAUUUAUUAUGAUCAUGGCUGAUCAUCCAACUCAAAACCCCGCCCCAGCCUUCCCUCCAUACCCCCUGACCCCCGUAGCCACAAGGGCCAUAUCUAACUCCCUCUUAAAUAUAGCUAAUGAACUGGCCUCAACUGUUUCCUGUGGCAGAGAAUUCCACAGAUUCACCACUCUCUGUGUGAAGAAGUUUUUCCUAAUCUCGGUCCUAAAAGGCUUCCCCUCUAUCCUCAAACUGUGGCCCCUCGUUCUGGACUUCCCCAACAUCGGGAACAACUUUCCUGCAUCUAGCCUGUCCAAUCCCUUUAGGAUCUUUUACGUUUCAAUCAGAUCCCCCCUCAAUCUUCUAAAUUCCAACGAGUACAAGCCCAGUUCAUCCAGUCUUUCUUCAUAUGAAAGUCCUGCCAUCCCAGGAAUCAAUCUGGUGAACCUUCUUUGUACUCCCUCUAUGGCAAGGAUGUCUUUUCCUCAGAUUAGGGGACCAAAACUGCACACAAUACUCCAGGUGUGGUCUCACCAAGGCUUUGUACAACUGCAGUAGUACCUCCCUGCUCCUGUACUCGAAUCCUCUCGCUAUAAAUGCCAGCAUACCAUUCGCCUUUUUCACCGCCUGCUGUACCUGCAUGCCCACUUUCAAUGACUGGUGUAUAAUGACACCCAGGUCUCGUUGCACCUCCCCUUUUCCUAAUCGGCCACCAUUCAGAUAAUAAUCUGUUUUCCUAUUUUUGCCACCAAAGUGGAUAACUUCACAUUUAUCCACAUUAAAUUGCAUCUGCCAUUAAUUUCCUCUUCAUCCUUCAGGUGUCUCCUCAUGAUCAGGUUCAAGUUCAUUCAACAGUACACAUGUAUGCAAAUAAAUGAAACAGCAUUCCUCUGGGCCCAAGGUGCAAUCACAGUACAUACAGUCCAGUCACACACAGCACAUAGAGUUUCUCUCUAGCACAUACAGUCACAAUAAUAAUACUGACACAGGUCCCCAAUUGGCAUGGCCUGAAGAUUGAUGGUGCAUGGGAUGUAGUCCUGUUGAAAUGUCUCUGCAGGUUGUGACUUGCUCCUUUUGCGAUAGAGGCCAUGAGUCUUUAGAACGCCUUCCUGUAGGGCAAGCCACUCCUGAUGCACGGUUGAUAAUUUCCUUGCAGCUAAUAGCUGGCCUGCGCCACAUUGGGGUUAUGACUUGUCUUUACAGCUGGUCCCCUCGUGCCCUCUAGUGGGGCUGAGCAGAGCUCCAGUUACUUGCUGGGACGGAGGAGGUAUUCUGCCAGAGGCUGAGAACAUGGAUUCAACCUUUCAGUUGAUGUUUGUGCUGCCAAGCUAAAUCAGAGCAAUGAAUUUGUCCAUAACGUUUCAAUGUGAAGAGAUUACUAAGAAAUUUCUGAAUGAUAGAAUGUUUUAUAUCUUUAUUGCUGAAUGGCUUCUAAAUAAUUGUUUGCAUUUUAAAUAAA